AUGACCAACACAAACGGUAUCACCAGUGCGCAGAAAGUCAGCGCCGGCGCGGCUUUGAGAUGCCUGAUUCAGAGAGACGGUAUUCUCAUCGCACCAGGAGUCUACGACGGGUUCAGUGCUCGGAUUGCACACGAAGUUGGCUUCGACUGCAUCUACAUGACGGGUGCUGGAACGUGUGCCUCCAAGCUCGGGCAGCCAGACCUUGGAUUUGCGACGCUCAAUGACAUGCGCGAGCAUGCGGAGAUGAUCGCCAACCUCGACUCGAGGAUUCCUCUAAUCGCCGACGCCGAUACGGGGUACGGAGGACCCAACAUGGUCGCGCGCACGGUGGCACAGUACCACCGGUCGGGUGUGGCAGGACUCCACAUCGAAGAUCAGGUGCAGACCAAGAGGUGCGGCCAUCUGGGUGGCAAGGCUGUCGUGGAUAUGGAGACGUACGUGCAGAGGAUCGGAGCUGCUUGCCAGGCGAGGGACAGGCUCCAAUCCGACAUCGUCAUCCUGGCGCGGACCGACGCCCUCCAGACCCACGGUUACGACGAGUGCGUGGCCCGCCUCAAGGGCGCCGUCGCCGCCGGGGCCGACGUGGCCUUCAUCGAGGGCAUCACCAACGAGCAGCAGGCGAGGGACGUGUGCAGACAGCUGGCGCCGACGCCCGUCUUGAUCAACAUGGUCGAGCAUGGGGCUACGCCGACCUGGACGCCCGCCCAGGCAGAGGAAUUCGGCUUCAAAAUCAUCAUCUUCCCGUUCGCAUCGCUCGCGCCCGCCUACACAGCUAUCAAGAACGGCCUUUCCCGUCUCAAGGAAACGGGAAAGACUGGGUUAAGAGGUGAAUUCACGCCGAAAAAGCUGUUUUCCGCCGUCGGCCUUGAAGAGGCGGUGGAGAUAGACGCCGAGGCUGGAGGGAGCUUCUACUCUGACGUGUGA
Messenger RNA from Geosmithia morbida, 924 nucleotides. Its product is annotated as 2-Methylisocitrate lyase, PEP mutase family. The coding region runs from base 1 to 924 and encodes 307 amino acids. The record is from RefSeq and is a predicted model, not a curated record. The transcript is spliced from 2 exons. Gene Ontology annotation, molecular function: catalytic activity. Lineage: Eukaryota; Fungi; Ascomycota; Sordariomycetes; Hypocreales; Bionectriaceae.